GCCAGAGGUGAGGCGCCUGCGCACAUCGUCGGCCGCUGCCGAGUGGAGGGUUCGCGUCGCGUUGGCCUCUCACCAUAUGUGCCCUCUCGCGUGUGGAGGCGGCUGUCUGGGCCCUGCGCAAGGAGAGCGAGCGAGAGAGCCAGCCUCAGAGAGGCGGUUGCAACCAUGGGCAAAAAACAGAAAAACAAGAGCGAAGACAGUGCCAAGGAUGACCUUGAUCUUGAUGCCCUUGCUGCUGAAAUAGAGGGUGCAGGUGCUGCCAAGGAACAAGAGCCUCAAAAAUCUAAAGGCAAGAAGAAAAAAGAAAAGAAAAAACAGGACUAUGAUGAAGAUGAUAUCCUGAAAGAGUUGGAAGAGCUGUCUCUAGAAACACAAGGUGGGAGAGUUGAAAAAGAACCAGUUGUAGCAAAGGUAGAGAAUGAAAAUGAAGAAUUUGUCAUGUCAAAACAAGAUAAAAAGAAGAAAGGCAAGAAUAAAAAGGCUAGCUUAGAGGAGGAAGAUGGCAAUGAAGAAAUGGAAGACAAAGAAAAAAAAUCUAAAAAGUCCCUCAAACCCAAGAAAGAACUACUCUCCGAGAGUGAUGAUGACGAUAAUUUUGAUUUUAAAAAAAUGAAAGGAAAAGUUCAGAAAUCAGGUAAUAAACACGAAUUUUCUGAAGAAGAUGAAACUGGCAUUGUGAAGAAGAGCAAAGAGUUGGCACAUCCUGUGUCCUCUGGUGAGAGUGAAGAUGAAUUGGAUGAAGGCCCGCAGGCAAAAAAGGGGCAGAAGAAAAAUCAGAAGGUAAAAUUAGUGGCUGAGACCGAAAGCGGUGAUGACGUGGAUGACUCUUCAUUUAAAAUAAAAACUGUGGCUCAGAAGAAGGCAGAAAAGAAAGAACGAGAAAAGAAAAAACGGGAAGAGGAGAAGGCUAAGCUAAGGAAACAGAAGGAAAAGGAAGACUUGGAAGCUAAUAAAGAACAGGCAAAGCUGAAGAAGACUGACGAAGGAACUGCCUCAGCUCAGCUGUCAACAUCUGCCACUGUGGAAAAGGGAGAGACCCCAGAAGCAGCAGAAGUCAAUGAUAAUGAAGGUGAGAAGAAGAAAAAGGAUAAAGAUAAAAAGAAAAAGAAAGGAGAGAAAGAUGAAAAGGAAAAAGAGAAAAAAAAGGGUCCCAGUAAGGCCACAGUUAAAGCAAUGCAAGAAGCCUUGGCUAAACUGAAAGAAGAGGAGGAAAGAGCAAAGAGAGAAGAGGAGGAACGUAUUAGACAACUUGAAGAGCUAGAAGCCAAACGCAAAGAAGAGGAACGCUUGGAACAAGAAAAAAAGGAAAGGAAAAAACAAAAAGAAAAGGAGAGAAAAGAACGUUUGAAGAAGGAAGGAAAGCUUCUAACCAAAUCUCAAAGGGAAUCCAAAGCCAGGGCAGAGGUCACUCUUAAGUUGCUGCAAGCACAGGGUGUGGAGGUGCCAUCCAAAGAUUCAAUACCAAAAAAAAGACCCAUAUAUGAAGACAAAAAGAAAAAAAAGCAACAGCAGCAAGAAAGCAAAGAAGAUAUUACAGAAUUGGCAUCCCCGGUGGAAGAAGCUGCAGAAAUAGUUGUACCUGAACAAGAGGAGAUUAAUCUUCAAGCUGAACCAGUUUCAGAAGAAAAAGAGGAAGAACCUGAAGAUGGAGGAUUAGAUGACUGGGAAGCUAUGGCCAGUGAUGAAGAAAGAGAAAAGGAGAGAAAAACUGUCCAUAUUGAAGUCAAAGAACAAAACGAAGAUGAUGAAGAUGAGGAUGAAGAUGAAGAUGAGGAUAUGGAAGAGAGUGAAGAGUAUGAAGAAGGAGAAAGUGAAGGAAGUGAAGAAGAGAAAACCUCAGAUGAAAAGGAAUCAGACCUACAAGCUGCUGCAAAACACACUGUAGAAAAAAAGCUAAACAAAGAAAUAAGUUCAGAUUCAGAGUCUGAUUCGGAUGAUGAUCGCACUAAAGAAGAACGUUCAUAUGACAAAGCUAAACGUCGAAUUGAGAAACGUCGAAUUGAAAAUAAUAAAAACGUAAAUACUGAGAAACUACGAGCACCUGUUAUCUGUGUGCUGGGGCAUGUAGACACGGGAAAAACAAAAAUCCUAGAUAAGCUUCGUCAUACUCAUGUGCAAGACAGUGAGGCAGGUGGCAUCACUCAGCAGAUUGGGGCAACUAAUGUUCCUCUUGAAGCCAUUAAUGAACAAGCAAAGAUGGUGAAAACUUUUGACAAAGAAACAGUCAAGAUUCCAGGAAUGCUUAUCAUUGAUACUCCAGGACACGAGUCUUUUAGCAAUCUUAGAAAUCGUGGAAGCUCACUGUGUGAUAUUGCAAUUCUUGUAGUAGACAUCAUGCAUGGUUUGGAACCUCAGACAAUUGAAUCUAUAAACCUGCUGAAAUCCAAAAAGUGUCCCUUUAUAGUUGCACUUAACAAGAUUGAUAGAUUAUAUGAUUGGAAAAAGAGUCCAGAUACAGAUGUAGCUGUCACAUUGAAGAAACAGAAGAAAAACACAAAGGAUGAAUUUGAGGAACGCGCUAAGGCUAUCAUAGUAGAAUUUGCCCAGCAGGGCUUGAAUGCUGCCUUGUACUAUGAAAAUAAGGAUCCCCGCACAUUUGUUUCUCUGGUUCCUACCUCUGCUCAUACAGGAGAUGGUAUGGGAAGUUUAAUUGCUCUUCUUGUUGAAUUGACACAAACCAUGUUAAAUAAGAGACUGGCACACUGUGAAGAGCUGAGAGCACAGGUUAUGGAGGUCAAAGCGCUUCCUGGAAUGGGUACCACAAUAGAUGUCAUUUUGAUUAAUGGAAGGCUGAAGGAAGGUGAUACCAUUAUAGUUCCUGGAGUAGAAGGCCCCAUAGUAACACAGAUAAGAGGCCUUUUGCUCCCACCUCCCAUGAAAGAAUUACGAGUGAAGAAUCAGUACGAAAAACACAAAGAAAUUAUUGCUGCACAAGGAGUAAAGAUUCUUGGCAAGGACCUGGAGAAAACAUUGGCUGGGUUGCCCCUGCUUGUAGCCUAUAAAGAAGAUGAAAUUCCAGUUCUUAAAGAUGAAUUGAUACAUGAACUGAAGCAGACACUGAAUGCCAUAAAGUUAGAAGAAAAGGGGGUUUAUGUCCAGGCAUCUACCCUGGGAUCUUUAGAAGCAUUACUUGAAUUUUUGAAAACUUCAGAGGUGCCAUAUGCUGGAAUUAAUAUAGGACCUGUGCACAAAAAGGAUGUUAUGAAGGCAUCAGUCAUGUUGGAGCAUGAUCCACAGUAUGCCGUGAUCUUGGCAUUUGAUGUGAGGAUUGAACGAGAUGCCCAGGAAAUGGCUGAUAGUUUAGGGGUUAGAAUCUUUAGUGCAGAAAUUAUAUAUCAUUUAUUUGAUGCCUUCACAAAAUAUAGGCAAGACUACAAAAAACAGAAACAAGAAGAAUUCAAGCAUAUAGCAGUAUUCCCUUGUAAGAUGAAAAUACUUCCUCAAUUUAUUUUUAAUUCUCGUGAUCCCAUAGUGAUGGGAGUCCUUGUGGACGCAGGUCAGGUAAAACAGGGAACUCCAAUCUGUGUACCUAGUAAAAAUUUCAUUGAUAUUGGAAUAAUUACAAGUAUUGAAAUAAAUCAUAAACAAGUAGAUGUUGCAAAAAAAGGUCAAGAAGUCUGUGUAAAAAUAGAACCAAUUCCUGGUGAAGCACCAAAAAUGUUUGGUCGACAUUUUGAAGCAACUGAUAUUCUUGUCAGCAAGAUUAGUCGGCAGUCCAUUGAUGCCCUGAAAGACUGGUUCAGAGAUGAAAUGCAGAAGUCUGACUGGCAACUUAUUGUGGAGCUCAAGAAAGUAUUUGAAAUCAUCUAGGUUCUGUCAAACUUUUGAGCAAUGAUUAGCAAAAGCCCACAGUUCCUAUUAUAAGAACAACAGCAGCUUAUAAUAAAUAUGCUGUUGUAUUUAACAAACAUCUGGGAAAAAUGUGGAUAAAAUGUUUUCCAUGAGAAACCAAAUAACUUACACUGGUUUGACAGUGGUCAAUUUAUGUCCCUGUGGUUCCAAUGUGCCUGUGCAUCUUUCCCAAUGCCCUUCACUUUGUACUGGCUACUUUUAAAGUUUGCCCUUUCCACGUCACAUCCCCAAAUUAAAAGAAAAUAAUUUUUUAUUAAAUAACUCAGAUUUCACUUUUAUACUAGUAAGAUCAGUACCACGGUAUUUGCCUAAUCAAACUCUUACAAGACUUUGUGAUUUUUUGGACUUUUUCGAUGUAAGAAAUCUUUAUUUAUGCAUACCCUCUUUCCCCCUGAUUUUUUUCAUCACUUCUGCUUUGUGCCUAUAGAAAUUUAUUAUAGAAAAAUUAGGUAAUUGGCUAUCUGUACUUGGUUGGUGUGAAACAAUGAUGUAAAGCACAGUUGGCUGCCUUUUAUUGCUUGUACAGUUUAUGAAAUUUGGCAAAUUAAUCAGUGCCGAACUGCAAAUAAAAGAAACGAACAUUACUCUGAUAAUUUAAUUCCUAAUAAAGGCAGUGCAGCAUGCA
Messenger RNA from Pseudonaja textilis, 4477 nucleotides. It is a transcript of the gene EIF5B, whose product is annotated as eukaryotic translation initiation factor 5B. The record is from RefSeq and is a predicted model, not a curated record. Lineage: Eukaryota; Metazoa; Chordata; Lepidosauria; Squamata; Elapidae. Gene Ontology annotation, cellular component: cytoplasm; mitochondrion. Gene Ontology annotation, molecular function: GTPase activity; GTP binding; translation initiation factor activity. Gene Ontology annotation, biological process: translational initiation.